AAUUUUAACUUUUGGGAAAAGGUUCAAGCCAUUUGUAAUAUUUUUAAACACUUUUGAAGAUAAAAAAAAGACAGCCUUUCGAAAUGAGUUUCCAAGUGUAAUUUGAGUCCCACAUCAAACCGUUCAACUCAUAAAACCUUUUCUCGGAGGCAGUCUAAUUUCUCCUAGAAAACUCAAGUAUUUUCUCUCUCUCUUUAAAAUCCACAUGUGAGGCCCCUUUAUUAAGAUCAUGUAGCCCCGGAGUCAAGGCUGAGUGAGCCCAGAGGAUCGUGGGGGUGUAGAGACAACCCCCUAACUGAGCUCAAUGCCACGACUGAUCCCCUACUCCUUAUUGUGAAACAGGCCCUUCGUCCUGACACUUAGGCUAAAAUUAGAGGACGAUUGUGAGGCAGAUCGACUUUAAACCCCGAAAAGUUAAGUUUAAGUCUAGAACUUAUGAAUAAAAGUUUCCAUAACCUCAUGACAUUGGUGUUUGUGUUCAAUUAUUCAACUUAAAAAUCCUGCACUUGUGAAGCAGAGUGAUUUUGCACUCCACGAGCAUCAGACCUGUCAUGUGGAAACCAGCGAACCAGACGAGAACGUAACACAGUACACAGUAGAUCAACGAGCUGACCCCGGUAGCUCAAAUGAAUCAGGAUCAUUUGGCCACAUGUCCUGAUUACAGAGAAAUUCAACAAUUUCGUUUCAAAACUGAUGACAAAGAAUUUCAUGGAAUCGUAUCAAUGGAGGAGGUCGCCCAAGCUCACUCGAGACCUGUUAUUGGAGAAGAAGAUUGGGACAAUGAUGUUUAUCAUGAGACAUACGAUCCGAUGAAGAAUUCAGAGGGGCAACCGGUGGUGAGAACUUUGAUGGGAGCUUCUAAAGCGAAGCGACGGGAGUUUAGGAUGAGAGAACGAGCGAGAAUGGCGCAGCUCAUGGAUGAGAAACCCACGGUGGAACCUCUGAAUGAUAACUUGGUUGUGAAUGUCUUGGACGAGCCCCUUCGUCCACCGAAGAACAAGAACAUCGAGGAAACCCUGAUGUCAAAGUUACGUGCACCAAGAAACCUGACAACUUCCAGCGAAGCCAAUCAAGAUGAGACUACUAACAUCAAUGGAAACGGAAAAUCCCUCCCCGAAGAGAGCCCCAAACCUGAGGGUUCAGGUGGAAGAAAAGGCUCGAAGACUUGGGAGAAAGUCCCGAUCCCAAGGAGAAAGCCAAAUCUGGACUCCUCGACGUCCACGAUGUCCAGCUUGGAUGCUGCAAUGUCAAAAUUGCACAUUCAGAAUUACUUCGGGGCUUUGGAGACCGACAAAUCUGAGGAUCCCCAGGAGAAGACAGAUGGGAAUCCCAUACAGCCGAGGAAGAUUGGACGUUGUGCUGCUACGUUCAAGUAAACGUCAAUCAACAGCGAGCGAUGAGGACAGCACAGACAACUGAUUUUUUUAUCAAACAUUAAACGUUCGAUUUGUACUAAUCGAAUCGCAAUUUUCUUAAAUUACUUAACUUUUUCUGUGGAUAAUUACAACUACGUUCGGUCUUGUGGGAGUUUACUUCGAGUGAUUAUUCAAUUGUUUGUCAAAAAUUCAAUAUUUUUUUCGCAAAAACCCAGCUGACAGCAUCAAAUUUGUGCUAAUGAAAGCGCAUCUUCAUUAAUUUAUGUUUUUUUCUGGGAAUAACUAGGUGAAAUUCUUUUUUGUAUAAGUUUUGUCCUCGAUUACGUCUCAAGACUUUUAUAAUUAUUUUCACGAAGAUAAACGAAUUUUAAAUGAAA
This is a messenger RNA of Diachasmimorpha longicaudata, 1753 nucleotides long. Its product is annotated as protein D7-like. Lineage: Eukaryota; Metazoa; Arthropoda; Insecta; Hymenoptera; Braconidae. The record is from RefSeq and is a predicted model, not a curated record. The coding region runs from base 627 to 1376 and encodes 249 amino acids. The transcript is spliced from 5 exons.